This is a messenger RNA of Macrosiphum euphorbiae (potato aphid), 615 nucleotides long. The record is from the annotation of a GenBank genome assembly. NCBI's taxonomy places the organism in Eukaryota, Metazoa, Arthropoda, Insecta, Hemiptera, Aphididae.
AUGGAUGUUAAAUUGAGUUUAAUCCUUAUGCUAUCAUUGCCAUUAGUAACACCUAUACGUUGGCUUAUGCAUCCGAAUACUCAAAAAUGUUUACGCGAAGAACUCAGACAAAAUGUAUUAGUCAAAGGUGAUUAUGAGAUUGCACCAAUUGAUGGUCAAUUUAUGGAUUAUAUUGUGAGGGAUUCUAAAGGACACAUCUUAGCUAAUAAACAAGACAUUACUAAAGGAAAGUUUACGUUUAGUACUGAAAAUUAUGAUAUGUUUGAAAUUUGCUUUACCUCCCGUGUACCUGGGUAUCAACGAGGAGUUUUGCAGGAGGUUGCAUUAAAUAUUAAAACUGGUGUUGAGGCAAAAACAUAUGAAGGAAUUGGAGAGGUGGCUAAAUUGAAACCUUUGGAAUUGGAUCUGAAAAUGUUGGAAGAUUUAUCAUCGUCUAUUGUUCAAGAUUUUUCUGACAUGAAGCACCGUGCCGAAGAAAUGCGUAAUACAAAUGAAUCAACAAGCAGAAGAGUUCAUUGGUUUAGUAUGUUUAGUAUUAUUUGUUUAUUUGGAUUGAGUGUAUGGCAGAUCUUGUACUUAAGGAGAUAUUUUAAAGCUAAAAAACUCAUUGAGUAA